GCAGAAGAUAUAGAGGGAGAAGAAGAGACGUAUGUGACUGAUAUAAAGGCAGAAGAUAUAGAGGGAGAAGAAGAGACGUAUGUGAGGGGUGAUCAGCAGUGUAAGGAGGAGGAGAUACCUACAGAUAUCAGCACAGCAGAUGGACACACAAGCAGGAAUAUCUCAGAAGGAUAUCUAAUGUUAUCUCUGGAUUCUGAAAUAACAGAUAAUGACAGUAGGCAGGAUUCUCCAGGAGCUAACCCCAUUACCCAAAUUAUUCAUCCAGCUCUAUCAGCUGAUCCCUCUGAUCCUGAGAAAUGUUCUCCUGAUCACUCUGAUAUUGGUGCAUCUGUGACAGCUCUGAGAGUAGAUACAGUGUUUCCCUGUUCUAUAGAUGCCAUAUGUUUUACACAGAACACAAACCUUAUUACUAAUCAGCCAGCUAAAGCAGAUGAGAGGCCAUUUGCAUGUUCUGAGUGUGGGAAAUGUUUUACAUAUAAAUCUUAUCUUGUUAGACAUGAGAGAAGUCACACAGGGGAGAAGCCAUAUUCCUGUUCUGAGUGUAGGAAAUGUUUUGCAUGUAAAUCAGUUCUUGUUACACAUCAGAGAAGUCACAUAGGUGAGAUGCCAUUUUCCUGUUCUGAUUGUGGGAAAUGUUACACACAGAAAUCAGCUCUUGUUACACAUCAGAGAAGUCACACAGGUGAGAAGCCAUAUUCCUGUUCUGAGUGUCGGAAAUGUUUUGCACGGAAAUCAGCUCUUGUUAUACAUCAGAGAAGUCACACAGAUGAGAAGCCGUAUUCCUGUUCUGAGUGUGGGAAAUGUUUUGCACACAAAUCACAUUUUGUUACACAUCAGAGAAGUCACACAGGUGAGAAGCCGUAUUCCUGUUCUGAGUGUGGGAAAUGUUUUUCAUCGAAACCAGAUCUUGUUAGUCAUCAGAGAAGUCACACCGGUGAGAAGCCAUAUUCCUGUUCUGAGUGUCGGAAAUGUUUUGCACGGAAAUCACAUCUUGUUGUACAUCAGAGAAGUCACACAGGUGAGAAGCCAUAUUCCUGUUCUGAGUGUGGGAAAUGUUUUGCACACAAAUCACAUCUUGUUAUACAUCAGAGAAGAAGUCACACAGGUGAGAAGCCAUUUUCCUGUUCUGCGUGUGGGAAAUGUUUUGUACGGAAAUCAGAUCUUGUUACACACCAGAAAAGUCACACAGGUGAGAAGCCAUAUUCCUGUUCUGGGUGUGGGAAAUAAGCUCUUGAUAGACAUGAGAGAAGUCACACAGGUGAGAAUCCGUAUUCCUGUUCUGAGUGUGGGAAAUGUUUUUCAUCGAAACCAGAUCUUGUUAGUCAUCAGAGAAGUCACACAGGUGAGUAGCCAUAUUCCUGUUCUGAGUGUGGGAAAUGUUUCGCACAGAAAUCAGCUCUUGUUACACAUCAGAGAAGUCACACAGGUGAGAAGCCGUAUUCCUGUUCUGAGUGUGGGAAAUGUUUUGCACUGAAAUCAAAUCUUGUUACACAUCAGAAAAGUCACACAGGUGAGAAGGCAUUUUCAUGCUGUGAGAGAAAUGUAACCGCUCUUGUUGAACAUAUUAGACAUUACCCAAGUACGUAACCAUUUAAAUCUUCUGGAGUAUAAUUAUCACUGUCGUGCAAUGUUCCUCAAGGGGGAAUCCUAUCUCCUAUGAUUUAUAAAAUAUACAUGCUACCACUGGGUGAUAUAAUCAGACGUCAUGGCCUGGUCUACCACAGCUAUGCAGAUGACCUGCUUUUUGCUCCAUGUACUGAGAACCUAAUACCAAUCCUAAAUGGUUGUCUAGCUGAGCGCUAGGGGUGGAUGAUGCCAGUUAGCUGUGACUCAGUCUUUGUGAAACAUAAUAGAAGCUCACCAACAAAGGACAAGACUACAGCUUUACCAACCAUCUGGAUUUAUGUUUUGGUGUUCAGAAUUGCAAAAUACUGAACGUGUGCUGAAUCUUUGUGUUGUCCUGGUAUGUGGAUGACACAGACAUCAGGUAUCCGCCACAUACAAAUCCUCAUUUUUCCAUCUGUGGACCAUAGCCAGAAUCAAGCACUUGAUUCCCUCAGAAGUUCAUAGACUACUGCAAUGCCAUCUGCCUGGGUCACCCAGCAAAAGAAUUACAGAGCUUGCAGCUAGUACAGAAUGCAGCAGCCAAGCUGUUACCUAACCAGCCCGUUCCUGCCGCAUAACACCCAUUCUCUAUUCCCUUCACUGGCUGCCUGUAAGAUAACAAAUCUGUUUCAUAAUUGGCUAACUGACCUUCGCAGCCCAACAUUACAUGGUCCAAGGUACUAGAAGCAGCAUCUGCCUCCUUACUGCCCUGCUUGCUUGCUUGCUUCUACAGAUGGACUGUUACCAGCAGUACCAAGAAUCUCCUGUCAUUCAUUUAUGGGUUGAACGUUUAGCUUUGCAGCCCUGACCAUGGAACUCACUGCCUUGCACAGACCAAGAGACCACCACUCUAGAGACCUUCACAAGCAAAAGAAAUCUGAAAAGUUCUUUUUCCCAACAAGUGGAAAAAAGAGUUGAGGCGCCGAUAUGAAAAUAUAAUAAACAAACAAACCAUGUAACAGUGUAUAAGUAAUGAUUUAUUUAAGAUAUAAAACUAUUUGUAUAUAUAAAGUACCGGCCGGUAGAUAUAAACAGAUUAAUACAAUCCUUUAAAUAGAACAAUUUAAAACAAGUGCAUUCCUGUAUCUGAAAGGCUACACUCCAAGAUAUCCUUUGUAGUAAACAUGUAUCAAAAUGCUCACAAAAAAUAUAUAUAUGUAUAAAUGUCCAACUUCGUAAUUAAAGAUACACUUCCCGUCCGCUGGUGGCAGUUCCUUUAUAUGCAGACAUAUCUGGAAGUCCGUGAAGUAAUUUUUAGUAUAAGGUUGGUUUAUGUGAUACUCAGGGUGGAAUAUUAAUUUGCUCAAUGACUUGUACUGUGGAGCAGUCUCUUAAUUAUUGUAACCCAGAAUGGGCACGCUAUAGGCAGUCUUUGUAUCGCUGUACAACAAGAGGGGCACUCUUAUCCUUCGUGCAGAUAUUAGUUAACUGAGUAAUGGGAAAAUUAGACGGCAAGGAUUUUUAUUAGCAAGAGGUGUAUAAUCGUGUGCUCCACACUGGUCAGACUGCCGCUUCCAAUUUAGGCUGCCAGCGUUAUUGCAAACGCUCGUCUUUCCCACCUCUGUUACAUAAACUUCUCCCUCUGCGACGUGACGCUAGACACUGUGCUGCACCCGGGCUGACCGGCAGAUAUUGCUUCUCAAGCAGACUGAUGACUGUUACUCACGCUUUUCAUUAAUGUACCUCUAUUUACUUCCUAAAUAAUACAUCCCAAAUGCUUAGGUCUUUUUUCUGCUGUUUAUUUUGUAUCUUGUGCUUUGUGUAAAUGUGAAUGUCUAAUACCAGUUUACACAAUCUGUAUUGCUGCACGCCAAUAUGGCGGCCAUUGGAACGUGUUUUCACUUCUAGUUUGCCUAACUUGUUGCAGACACUCAUCUUGAUAAGGAGUGCUGAGUGUUUUCAGAUACAAGUUCCUGUCCAUAUAUACCCUGUACAUUAUCAUGUGCAUUAGAGUCACCCGGGUUCCAUCUGCGGUGGUUUGUUGUAUGAUACAUCUAUAUGGUGCGGAUACUCCUCUGUAUGAUUUCAUAAUAAAAGCUUUUGUUUGCAUCUAAUUAUUACAUUAAAGCUUUUAUUUUUAUUCUGUUUUAUAUUCCCGUCUAAUUAUGCCAUAAUGUCUAAUCUCGGAGUACCAAAUCAAACUAGAAAAAAGCGCUAAGCUAAAAUGUGUCAGCUGUCCUAACUUCCAAGAAUGCUAGUAUAUACCAAGUAAUUCUCCUCGCCUUAUUGAGGAAUGCUAGUAUAUACCAAGUAAUUCUCCUCGCCUUAUUGAGGACGGCUGCUCUCAAAUUAAAGGGUUGAUUCCCAAAGUAUUACAAAAACAUAAAAAGAAAUUGAAAGCGCUGUACAAAAUAAAGGCUUGUUCUUACAAGUUCAUUAAAAACAAUAUCACAUGAUCUAUUGGAUACCC
Messenger RNA from Pseudophryne corroboree (corroboree frog), 4015 nucleotides. Its product is annotated as oocyte zinc finger protein XlCOF6.1-like. Gene Ontology annotation, molecular function: RNA polymerase II cis-regulatory region sequence-specific DNA binding; DNA-binding transcription repressor activity, RNA polymerase II-specific. Gene Ontology annotation, biological process: regulation of transcription by RNA polymerase II. The annotation marks the transcript as partial. Gene Ontology annotation, cellular component: nucleoplasm. Lineage: Eukaryota; Metazoa; Chordata; Amphibia; Anura; Myobatrachidae. The transcript has 2 exons. The record is from RefSeq and is a predicted model, not a curated record.